CUUCUCUCCACAACCUCGAGGACUGUCAGUAGUCCUCGAUAUGACCUUCACGAAGUUACGACCAGCAUAACGAAUUUCCUGCCUUUUUCGCUGCACUUUUACUAUUUCACUCUCUUUGCUAACAUUAGUUGCAUAGAGCCUUCCUCCUUUCUCUUCGAAAUCGUCCCUGCCCCGCGAACGCCUCACUUCUUUGCCCACAAGUCCCUAGCACCGACAAGAUGCCAGCCGCAGAAACGACGAAAGUUGUCCCACUAACCUGCCAUGGCCAUUCGCGUCCUGUUCCCCACAUUCACUUCUCGUCCAUCGUCGACGAAGAUCAAUACUAUCUUAUUUCGGCAUGCAAGGACAUGAAUCCGAUGCUGCGCGACGGCAUCACUGGAGAUUGGAUCGGCACAUUUCUUGGACACAAGGGUGCUGUUUGGCAAGCCCGCCUUUCUUCAGAUGCUACAUUCGCAGCCACCGCAUCCGCCGACUUCUCUGCUAAAGUAUGGGACACCCAUACCGGCGAAGCACUGCACACCCUACAACACGACCAUAUCGUCCGCGCGAUUGCAUUCCCGAACCAAGUUCAACCGCAGAUUCUCGCUACCGGUGGUAUGGAGAAGAAACUCCGCAUUUUCGACCUUUCCCGCAGUACUAGCACGUCUUCAUCUCCCACGCAUAGCACAGCAUCCUCGGCCACUCCCCCAAGCUACGAAAUCGGGGCGGGCAUACACGGAGGCACCAUCAAAUCAAUCGUAUGGGCGGCGGAUUCAAGCGUCUUAAUAACCGCGGCGGAGGAUAAGAAAAUUAGGUGGUGGGAUCUGCGGACACAGUCAACAAUUGGAGAAUAUGCAGUCGAGGGUGUGGUUGGCACGUGCGAGCUGGAUAAUACUUCGGCGGAAGGCGUCCUGAGCGUUGCGGCCGGAAAGAGCGUGUACUUCUUCGACAGUAAAUCGCCGGGAAAGCUGCUCAAAACGAUAAAGACUCCUUACGACAUCGCCAGCGUAGCGCUGCACAGUACACAGCGGAAGUUCGUCACCGGUGGCAGCUCCCAGAACGACACAUGGGUGAGGGUCUGGGACUUCGAUGACGAAAAGGAGCUCGAAACAAACAAGGGCCACCAUGGACCGAUUUGGUCUGUUAGCUUCUCUCCUGACGGCAAACUCUACGCCACUGGCAGCGAAGAUGGAACUGUCAAGCUCUGGAAGUUCACGACUGGUCCAUAUGGGCUCUGGAGGUGAGAUUUGGUGACAUUGGUGGCGAUGACAAUCCCACACUGUAAAGCUCUAGAAUACGCCCUAAAUAGCAGUCCAAUUGGUCCCCUAAUGCAAGAUGCGCCGUUCCAUUGAUUUAGCUACCCUGUGUAAGAGCCUCUAGGAGUCACUCUGACAAGCGAAAUCGGUUUCCGGUAUGCAUUUCGAUUUGUUCUUAGGGCACGGUCUCCUUGACAGGGAUACUAUCUAUUUUGGGUUAGUGCGCAGCAGAGAUUACUCCCUCAUCAGUCCUGGUUUCUAUAUAAAGUUCUGCCCGUUGAACUUUCGAUGCCCUAGAUCCACAAAGUCAUGUGAGCUUAACUUUCAC
Lindgomyces ingoldianus is the source of this 1563-nucleotide messenger RNA. Its product is annotated as serine/threonine kinase receptor associated protein-like protein. The transcript is spliced from 3 exons. Gene Ontology annotation, molecular function: RNA binding; protein binding. Gene Ontology annotation, cellular component: SMN complex. Lineage: Eukaryota; Fungi; Ascomycota; Dothideomycetes; Pleosporales; Lindgomycetaceae. The record is from RefSeq and is a predicted model, not a curated record. The coding region runs from base 219 to 1223 and encodes 334 amino acids. Gene Ontology annotation, biological process: spliceosomal snRNP assembly.